AAUAUAAAAAAAAACAUAAUUCUUUUUUAUUUCUCUCUCUCUAAAAAACCCCCCCUCUCUCUAGGCAUCUCCGAUCUGUUUCUCUAGUAACCGUUAGAAAGAGAGCCUCUUCAGGUUUUUUUUAUGGUAAAGAGGCAAUAGGUUUUUUUCAAUUGAUCGCUGAAGUGUAGUAAUUAGCUUAAUAAUCUGUCUCCAAUUAGAAUACGAACAUGAAGAAUUGCGAAAGAAUUGCCAAUUUUGCUUUAGCAGGUUUAACAUUGGCACCACUUUUUGUGAAGGUAGAUCCAAACUUAAAUGUGAUCUUGACUGCAUGCCUGGCAGUUUAUGUCGGUUGCUAUCGAUCUGUCAAGCCUACCCCACCUUCAGAGACCAUGUCUAAUGAACAUGCAAUGCGCUUUCCCUUUGUCGGAAGUGCUAUGCUGUUAUCAUUAUUCUUACUCUUCAAGUUUCUUUCAAAAGAUUUGGUUAAUGCUGUUCUGACCUGUUACUUUUUUGUGCUUGGAAUCGUCGCGCUUUCGGCAACACUAUUACCAGCUAUAAAACGUUAUUUGCCUAAGCAUUGGAAUGAUGAUGUCAUUUCUUGGAAUUUCCCAUAUUUCCGUUCUUUGGAUAUUGAGUUCACAAGAUCUCAAAUUGUUGCGGCUAUUCCUGGAACAUUCUUUUGUGCUUGGUAUGCUUCCCAAAAGCAUUGGCUGGCUAACAAUAUUUUGGGCUUGGCUUUCUGUAUCCAGGGGAUUGAAAUGCUUUCCCUUGGUUCUUUUAAGACUGGUGCCAUCCUCUUGGCUGGACUUUUUGUAUAUGACAUUUUCUGGGUUUUCUUCACUCCUGUGAUGGUUAGCGUGGCAAAAUCUUUUGAUGCACCUAUUAAGCUUUUGUUCCCCACAGCUGAUACUGUGAGACCAUUUUCCAUGCUCGGACUUGGUGACAUUGUGAUUCCUGGUAUUUUUGUAGCUCUGGCAUUGCGAUUUGACGUGUCCAGGGGAAAAGACAGCCAGUACUUUAAGAGUGCUUUUCUUGGAUAUGCAGCUGGCGUGGUCCUUACAAUUAUUAUCAUGAACUGGUUCCAAGCUGCUCAGCCUGCGCUUCUGUAUAUUGUACCAGCUGUUAUAGGAUUCUUAGCUGCUCACGUCUUCUGGAAUGGUGAAGUCAAGCCAUUAAUGGAGUUUGAUGAGUCCAAGACUGCUGUGUCAUCUCAAGAAGAUAGUGGAACCAGCUCUAGCAAAAAGGUGGAAUGAUCGGAAAAAGAAAACCUCAGAUACUGAAACUGUAGUGUCAGGGAAGAAAUAUGCUUAUUUUCAUUGAGGACACAGAAUGCUACAACUCUCAAUCUUUUUGCCAACUUAUGCAACUUGCACACCAGUGUAACAGCUUUUGAAAUUUUAGCCACAAAAAAAAAAAUAAAAAAAUUAGUCUCAUAGCAGGACCAUUUUAGACCGUCAGUUUUUUUGUAUUCUUAAGCCUCCAAGAUUUUUCUUGAGAAGUCUUCUUGCGAGGAAAGGCUUGUGUGGUGAUCAGAUAAAACCCUCUGGAAGGAGCCAUUUGAGAUCAUCCUGGUAGUGGACCAAAUGGUUUCAC
Populus euphratica (Euphrates poplar) is the source of this 1575-nucleotide messenger RNA. Its product is annotated as signal peptide peptidase-like. Bases 210 to 1235 code for a protein of 341 amino acids. The record is from RefSeq and is a predicted model, not a curated record. Gene Ontology annotation, molecular function: aspartic endopeptidase activity, intramembrane cleaving. The transcript has 12 exons. NCBI's taxonomy places the organism in Eukaryota, Viridiplantae, Streptophyta, Magnoliopsida, Malpighiales, Salicaceae. Gene Ontology annotation, biological process: membrane protein proteolysis. Gene Ontology annotation, cellular component: lumenal side of endoplasmic reticulum membrane; cytoplasmic side of endoplasmic reticulum membrane; membrane.